AUGCGGCGUUACAUUCGUGUACUGUUCAUGUGCACGGUGUUUGCUGCCUUAUUAGGGUUGUACGUUUACAUAAUAUUUGAGGGGAAUGUGGUGGUCGGGAGAAACGGAGCCAACAGGAUUUUCGCCCCCCGAGAGUUAUCGGGGGGACCCAGAAAAAGCAGGGCCACAAAACUCACACCGACACAACAGGCAAGGUUAAUGGACACACCGCGCCUCCGCCACGUCCCGCACGGCAACCCAGGCCGCAAGCAGCCCGCCUUCAGAUCGGUCUACGAGGCCAUCCGAAAGUACACGUUCGGCGCCGACCCGGCGGCGUCCCUGUUGGCUGAGACCUACUGCGGGAAAUCCCAGGCGCUGUUCACCAAGGCGCCAGCGCACGGCCUGGUCGGCGUCGACAUGAGAGCGCCGCCCUUGCGGCGACAUUGGACAUACCCACUUUGUCAUUUUUUAAAUCAUUUGAAUUUCUCUUCUAUUGUUGUAGUUUGCAUGUUGUUUUUUUGGUGACUAACUGCAAAAUACCCAGAAGAGAAAACCCUUCACUUUCCAUAUUGGAGAAAUGAUCAAACUGUAUCAGAAAAUGAAUCGUUUCUGCAUUUUUUAAAUGAUGUCACUCCACUCAAGUGUUUUUUUUUUUUUGUUUUUUUUUUACCAAACCAUAGUACAUGUUUAUUACAGCGUCAUUGAAUGUAUCAGGGCUUAAACGCUGUUCUUUUACAGCCAUAGUGUUGUGGUUGCCAUGGCGUUAUAUGCAGCAUUAUUUCUCUUGUGGUGGGGGCGGGGGGGAUUGCUUGUGUUCUGUACUUUUUCA
This is a messenger RNA of Syngnathoides biaculeatus (alligator pipefish), 808 nucleotides long. RefSeq names its product glucoside xylosyltransferase 1b (gene gxylt1b). The transcript has 3 exons. Lineage: Eukaryota; Metazoa; Chordata; Actinopteri; Syngnathiformes; Syngnathidae. The record is from RefSeq and is a predicted model, not a curated record. Bases 1 to 504 code for a protein of 167 amino acids.